UUAGAGGCAAUGAUUCGCCGCAUAACUCGUGUCACGCAAGACAUGUGUGGAAACCAUUUAGAAAUAACGUAAUGUUUUUGACCCACAAUUAGUGCCCCAAACGAAGCGCUCACUUCAGUGUCACUUCACUGCCCCCAACACACGAACCCCACCCCCACUACCGGAACAACACGUUAUUUACUGUCAUUCUCUCCAUAAGUAAACAACUAAUGGCUGACCGCUUGAAACGGCAUUCACUGAACGGAUCUGUUUUGUUAUUAUCGUUGAUGUUUACCAGUGAUGCACGUCUUGGAGCGGAUCCCCAGCGGUGACUAUUAGACAGAGAAGACACAGAGAGAGUGUGGAGAGAGAGACAGUGUGGCGGCGUUGGGCGCCGGGGAUGUGAUCUUUGCCAAAAUGCUGGACAUCUAUGACCACAACAGUCGCGAUUGCAUCCGACUCUUGAAUAUGAUUGUCUGCGAAAUACCAUUCAUUAAGACAUUCGCCGACGACUGUCUUCUCGAGCGACUCAUUCAUCUGAUAUCCAUAAUCGCCAACGCCUUCGACACGAACCAAACGGACGGCCAAUCGAUGGCAGUGUUGACGAUGUCUUCGGGCGACUCGACGGACGGCCACUCGCCCGACACGGAUGAGGGCCGGGAGGCUGUGAUACGGUCGUGGCUUUUGCGCCACUAUAACAGCAAGUGUUUCAUCGAUGACCUCAACUUUUCCGACCCCGAAGACCGGACACGAGUAGCGGUUCUCAUAAUAAACAUACUCUUCAAACUCAGGCAUUCACUCAAAGAGAUUGAACAGUAUUUGACUGAUUGCGAGAGUUUUGUUCAGUUUGACCGACAGCUCAAUGAGUACACCAGAUUCGACCGACUCUUGGAAAUGGUGUCCAACGACUGCAACAAAUGGCGGUCCGAAACGCGUGAAUACAAAGUGAAGUUAGAAGAGACCAAGAAAUUGAUGGACAAAUACCAACAAAACGAGAUCUUUAACUACAACUGCAGUCCUCGCAACCAAAACCUCUAUAAGAGUCGCAUCGGUUUGAAUCCCGAGUCGGAAGAGUGUCGGCAACGACGCCGUCGAGAGCUCGAGACACCCAAACGCGUGAAGAGUGAGUGCCGUCCGCGUGGGUCCAAAGCCCUCGUUCACGACUCGACCCUCGAUUUGCCCGAGUGUUGUGUUGAGCCGCGAGAGGACGGUGUGAACGGUUACGGAAGCGAUGCGGACAGCGAUGACCGGAGUGUCAACAACGAGGAUAUCUCUUAUGUUUGUGUCGAAUGUGACAAAAACUAUUCAACGAAUUUUGAAUUCAAUUUGCAUUUACUUAAAGACCACAAGAAUAUCGACAUCUCGGAGAUCAUCCGCAACGCGAACCUCAACCUCGACCUCGACAUGGAUUUGAGCGCCAAUGCGAGCGCCGAGUCGUGCCCUAAGAAGUGCCCGAAGAACCAGAAGAAGCGCACGUUUCGGUGCGCUUACAACCGGUGCAGCCGAGCCUUCUUCAGGCUUCAGGAGCUUAAACGCCAUUUUGUUAGACAUCAGCCGAAGACCGAACGCUUGAUAUAUAUUUACAGCCAAUACACGAACGCAGCCCUCAAUCGUAUCAGACAUCCGCCGCCAUCGAAGACAGUCCAUCACUCACCACAUGAUAUGAGCGCCGAUAUUAAACCAAAUGUACAUUUUCUUCAUAAUAACGCCACUAAUCAUACGGACAAUAGUAUUGACAACAUUAGACUCAUUGUCAAUAACAUUAAUAAUGACAUCAAUAAUAGUGUUCAUUACAGUAAUGACUCGCAUAUGAGUUAUGCAAACGGUUUGCGGCCGACAAGUGCUGUGUUUGUGUCCAAUCACGAGAUUAACGGCAAUUCAACGGCCAAUUCAUACGGCUUUCAAUCGGAACCGAUGGUCGACGACGACAGCGAAGGCACGCCUUUAAGUGUCUGUCAAUCACAAGAAGACUACUGUUUCGGUCUUCAGCUCCGAAAUACCAAAACUUAUUCAAAGACUAAUGGAUUCAAUGGUAACAGCAGUUCGAGUGAAUAGAGAGGUCGACAACUGAUUUACUAUUAGAUAUAAUAUUUGUAUUUAUUUUUGCAGACAUUUCAAGAGUUUUAUUUCACUCACCAUUUAUUUCAUAAACAAUUUUCAUUUUUGCAUUAAUUUAUAAAA
Medioppia subpectinata is the source of this 2160-nucleotide messenger RNA. The record is from the annotation of a GenBank genome assembly. Lineage: Eukaryota; Metazoa; Arthropoda; Arachnida; Sarcoptiformes; Oppiidae.